Messenger RNA from Closterium sp. Naga37s-1, 3990 nucleotides. NCBI's taxonomy places the organism in Eukaryota, Viridiplantae, Streptophyta, Zygnematophyceae, Desmidiales, Closteriaceae. The record is from the annotation of a GenBank genome assembly.
AUGGCGCAGACUUCAAAUGACCGGCCGAAGGGAAGCACUGCCACGUCGGAUGGCCGCGUCAUCCUCCACGUGGAUUUAGACUGCUUCUAUGCCGCGGGCUUGAUUGCGGUGAACUAUGCGGCGAGGGCGAGGGGCGUGCAGAGGCACGACCGCGUGUUUCAGGCGAAGCAGAAGUGUCCAGAGCUACAGCUGAUACACGUGGAGACGGUGGGGGGGGCGCCAGGAGCAGGGCGCAAUGCCGGCAAGGUGUCUCUGGAGCGCUACCGUGCCGCCUCCCAGCGCGUGUUCUCUGCCUUCCGCCGCGUGUGCCCCACUGUGGAGCGCGCGAGCAUUGACGAAGCAUACAUGGAUGUGUCUGCUAUGGUGGAUGCCAUGCUCUCACGCGCAGCCCCUGCAGUCCCGCCUGCACCAGAUGAGGCCUGCACGGCCACAGGUGCCACCUCCCCUGCUGCUGCCUGGGAGGAGCAGUGGAGGGCGCUGUUGGAGAGUGUCACUGAGGCUGCAGGCAGGAGUGGUGGUAGCCCACCGUCUGUUGCGGGAGGUGCUGCCAUUGCUGGGGUUCACAGUCAGCGUGGUGGGAAUGGCGCGCUGCUGCAAGCAGGAGUGGUGAUAGGGCACCGGCUGCAGCACGAGGUGCUGUCAUCCCUGGGCUACACGGCGGGAGUGGUGAUAGCCCACCGCAUGCAGCACGAGGUGCUGGCAUCGCUGGGCUACACGGUCAGUGUGGGAGUGGCGCGCUGCAAGAGUGUGAGCAGCACAACCCUACCCCGCCCCUUUCCCUGCUGUUGUCCGCCCGCUAUCCACAGGCUGCAGGCAGGAGUGGUGAUAGCGCACCGCCUUCAACAGGAAGUGCUGUCAUCCCUGGGCUACACGGUGAGCGUGGGGGUGGCGCGCUGCAAGCUGCUCGCCAAGAUGGCCUCUGCCAUGACCAAGCCGUUUGGGAUCACUGUGGUGCCACCGCGUGCCAUCCCUGGGCUGAUGGAGAACGUUCCUCUGAAGAAGAUCCGCAAUCUGGGCGGCAAACUGGGACAGGAGUUGCAGGCAAUUGGGUGUGCAACCGCAGGCCAGGCACAGGUGCUGGAGCUCCCGGACCUCAUCGCCAGGUUCGGGGACAGGCUCGGGAAUUACGUGUGGAGAGCUGUGAGGGGGCUGGAUGAAACACCAGGUGUGCCCUCCGCACCUCCGCACCUCCCCUUUCCGCUCAUUCCUGCGAAGCGAGAUGAAAUCGUUGUGCCUGCUCGCACUUCCUGCCUUCCCCUGCCUGUAUUGGAGGAAAAGGGUGUGCCCAAGUCCAUGCUCGCUGCAAAGUCGUUCAAUGCCACGUCAUCCUGGGAUGACAUCUGUCGUUGGAUGACCGUCCUAGCUCAGGAACUCUCCCUCCGCAUGCUCAAGGACGCAAAGGACAACAAACGCCGCCCGCGCUCCCUGCACCUGCACUACAGGGGCGGCACCAGUGGCAGUGACGGUGGCGGCGGCAGUGGUGGGUGGGGGGGAGGCGGAGGAGGGGAGAAGUCACGGUCGUGUGGCAUGCCUCGCGACAUAGAGAGGGUGAUUGAAGGGUUUGUGGAUCGAUGGUGCCGGGAAGGGGAGAAGGAGGGGAGAGAGGCGAGGGUGGAUGGGAGGGAGGAGGGGAACGAGGAGGGGAAGGAAGAAGGGAGGGAGGGAGGGAAGGUGGAGGGAAUGGAGCAGGUUGAGGCGAGGAGAGGGGAGCUUGGCGACAAGGCGAGGCAUGGGGAGGAAGUGCGGCAAGGGGAGGAAGUGCGGCAAGGGGAGGAAGUGCGGCAAGGGGAGGAAGUGCCCUCAAGAAGCGCAGGUGUGGAAGAGGGGCCGGGGCUGGGGGCGCAGCAAGAUGUGGGUGUGGAAGGCGGGUCAAAGGAUGUGGGUGUGGGAGAGGACGCGUGUGAAGGGGAAGGGGGGUGGAUGGAGGAGGAGAGGCAGAAGCUGCAGGCGCUGCUGUGUGCUGCUGGCCUAACACUGCUGGCAGGGGGUUCCAGUCAACCCAGUCAGUCCAGUCAACAGGGUCAACCGGGUCAACAGCAUCUGCAUGGCAGUGAGCAGCACCAAGGCGUGGAAUUUAUCAGCUGCUCUACCAAUCUAUCAAUGCGCCAGUCCAGCAGUCACUCUCUCCCCGCCCACUCUCCCCGGCCCAUCUCGUGCGCGUGGGCGCCCUGCUCUCGCCUGGCCCUGUCAGCCUCAGGAUUCGAGCAGCUGAGAGUGAAGGGCAUGCAAUCCAUCGAUCAGAUGUUCUCCCGUCGAACAGCACGCUCAACUGCUGCCCGCUAUGCACUGCCCACACCUCCUCCCAGCCAUGCCGCCAUGCCAUGCCAUGCAAGUACCGCAAGCACAGCAGCUGAUGCGUCAGGUCAUGCUGUGCCCGUUGCACGCGGCCCAGCACAUGGCACAGCAGCAGUGCGUGACUCGUCUUCCCCUUUGCUGAGAGCUUUCAGUCGAUGCUCUGCGUUAAGAAGAGAGGCCCAUAGCGAGGGGGAGGAUGUGAUGGAGAAGCACGGAAGGGCGGACAGGCAAGGAGAGAAGGAGAGGCAAGGAGAUGCAGAACGAGAGCUGGUGGAAGGGGGCGCGUGGGAGGUCAGGGAGAGGGGGGACAUGGGUGGGGGAGGGGCGACAAAACGAGGAGGGGAAGAAGGGGAGGGAAUUGAGGGAGAGGAGGGUUCUGAAGGAGUGGGGGGGCGUGAGAGUAAGAAAUUAAGAAUAGAAGAGCAAGGCAAUGCUUGUACUGGAGAGGAGAAGGGAACAGAGGAGCGGGGCUCAGAAAACCGGGGGAUUGGGGAGCAAGGGACAGGGGAACGGACAGAUUCAAGAAGAAGGAAAUCAGUGGGACAGGGAAGAGGAGGCGGAAGAGCGAGGGGCAGCAAAGGACGGCUGGGUUCACACAGCAAGGGGGGUGCUGUUGAAGGGGCUCUAGUGAGGAUGCUGGGUCGGAGACGAGUGAGGAAUGAGGGCACAGGCAUGGAAGAUGCGGAUUUGGGUGAGAGCCAGCCUCGGAAGGAGAAGAGAAUGAAUGGAGAUAGGGCAGUGGUGGGAAGUGGUGUGGAUGUGGUGGGAAGUGGUGUGGACGCUGUGACAGGGGGUUCGGCCAGCACAGCAGCAGAUGGUGGCAGAAGCUGGGAGGCAAGGGCGAGUGGUGGAGGAGUGGCGAGCGCACUGAGAGGGAUGCAGAGCGGUGCUGACGAGGCGGAGGAAGCGGCAGAGAGAGAGGUGGGGAGUGAGAGUGAGAAGUAUGGAGAUGCGGAGGGGAGCGGUGUGAGGGAGGAUGACUUGGGAGCAGAGAGGUUAGGGAGAAACGGUGUUUUACAGGGAGAUGUGGUUGCAAUGACGGAGGGAGAGGUGGGGGGAGAGAGGGACGAGGGCAGAGGAGAGGGUACGGGGGCGAGAGAGAUGGAAGAUGGUAGGGAAGAAGGGGAGGGAGGCGAAGAGGUGGCGGAAUGGCGUGAUGGUGCGGUUGGAGAAGGUGCAGUGCGGCACUGCAGGAGGGAUGAUGGGGGCAUGGAAGGGUGUGUGAGGGGAUGUGAUGGGAGGGGAGGGGAUGACGGGGUGAUUGGAGUGGGGGCAUGGGCUGGCGGGGUGAAAGGUGAUGAUGUUGCUGAGGUACAAGGCGACAAUACAGGUGGGGAUGAAGCGGUUACUGGUGAUGAUGCUUGUGAGGGACAAGAGGAGGAUGUGCAACGGCAUAGGGACGAGGCAAUCCUGGCAACCGAACAGCCUGUCCGCAUUCGCAAUGAGGGAGUGAAUGAGCCGGUGCAGCUUGUCAGCAGGCAGUGGGUUAUCAAGGACUUUGAUGGGAAAAUACAGGAGGUUGCGAAGACUGAAUCGCACUGCAGCUCUGCCAGAAACAAUGGAGAUCUGGGCUGGUUCAGCCGAGGCCAGAUGCAGAGACCCUUCGAGGAAGCGACGUUCGGGAUCAAUGUGGGGGAGAUGAGCGGCAUUGUUGACACGGACAGUGGGGUGCACAUUAUCCUGCGCACUGGAUAA